AUGGACUAUAUAAAGAAACAAAUAUGGGGGCCAGAUCCUAAAGAACAGAUCAAUCAAUUACUUAGGAAGAACAAAAGAGAGCUAGAUAGAUCAAUCACUCAAUUACAACCAUUGAAGAAAAAAACAGAAGGAUUGAUUAGAAAAUCAGCAAAAGAAAAAGAUUACAAAUCAGCAAAAUUAUAUGCAAAGGAGUUGAUAAAUAUCAAUAGACAAUAUAAUAAGUUAUAUACAUCAAGAACAAGAAUAGAUAGCAUCACAAUGUCAAUCAAUGAACAAUAUUCUAUGAAUAAAUUAACAAAAUCCAUCCACGCAUCUACUUCAAUAAUGAAAGAUGUCAAUCAAUUAAUACACAUAGGAGCUGUUUCUCAAACAAUGCAAGAAUUAUCUAAAGAAUUAACUAAAGCUGGUGUCAUAAAUGAAAUGAUGGAUGAUAUGGUUGACUUAGAAAUAGAAGACGAAGAUUUAGAGCUGGAAUCUGCUGAACAAGUAGAUAAAAUAAUACAGAGUUUGACGGAAGAGAAAUUAAAUAAAAUUGAAAAUGAAGUACCAGUUACGAGUCACUUUGAAGAGCCUGAAGAAGAGGCACAACACGAAGAGAAUGAGGAGUUAAACGAGGAAGACGAACUCGCUAUUGAUGAAAUAAAACAAAGAUUAAGAGCGCUUCAGUCUUAG
Lodderomyces pseudojiufengensis is the source of this 672-nucleotide messenger RNA. It is a transcript of the gene VPS24, whose product is annotated as ESCRT-III subunit protein. The transcript is spliced from 2 exons. The coding region runs from base 1 to 672 and encodes 223 amino acids. Lineage: Eukaryota; Fungi; Ascomycota; Pichiomycetes; Serinales; Debaryomycetaceae. Gene Ontology annotation, cellular component: ESCRT III complex; multivesicular body. Gene Ontology annotation, biological process: late endosome to vacuole transport; protein transport; endosome transport via multivesicular body sorting pathway. The record is from RefSeq and is a predicted model, not a curated record.